AUGCAGCCACCUAGGUUCUUGAACUCAGACAUCAAUGAGUGCAGAAACAAAAAUGGAGGCUGUCAGCAUCAGUGCUUCAACACGCUAGGAUCGCACGUGUGCAUAUGCUCCGAAGGAUAUGAGGUAGAUCCCGCAGACAAAAAGAAGUGCAGAGACGUCAGAGGAUGUUCGUACAACAAUGGAAAGGGUCCGUGUCAGGAACAGUGUACUCCUCUGCCUGGCAAAAAACAAAAGUGUUCUUGUUCAAGCCCCGGACUCAAGCUCGCCGAAAACGGGGCGUCGUGUGUCGAUAUUGACGAAUGCAGUGAUGGCAACUUCGGAUGUUCCCAUGUUUGUGAAAACGUUCAUGGUUCUGCGUACUGCUUAUGCCCGUCAGGACUGAAUUUAGCCGAUGAUAACAAGACUUGUAUUGCUUUAAAUGGGUGCUCGGGCAACGAUGGCAAAGGUCCAUGUCAGGAGCGUUGCACUCCUUCACCUAACAAUGGAUACAGCUGCUCUUGCAUAAGUCCCGGGACAGAGCUCUCGACCGACGGGGUUUCGUGCGACAAGUUGUCUGUUGUACCCGAGGACACGUAUGAGUAUAUCUGGCCGUCAAACUCAACUGGCUUUUCAAACAGCAGCGAUGGGAUUGAUGACAUCGAGGGUUCUGGGAUGGAGGAGGAGACACCGUCCGGAAGCAAAGACGCGGAUCGCGUCACGCCGGAAUGUCCGAUAGGAUUUGCUCCAGUCAACGGGACAUGCGAAGGUAUUAUAACCAAACUAAUACGCAGUACCAAAUAG
Molecule: messenger RNA, 780 nt
Organism: Ixodes scapularis (black-legged tick)
Lineage: Eukaryota; Metazoa; Arthropoda; Arachnida; Ixodida; Ixodidae
Product: multiple epidermal growth factor-like domains protein 6
Exons: 6
Coding region: 1-780 (259 amino acids)
Molecular function (GO): calcium ion binding
Source: RefSeq, a predicted model, not a curated record